GAAUUCUGGGUUGCAGCGAGGAUGGCAGAAAUCCCAGACAUCAUGUCUCCUCCCUCCCCUUCUUCGUUUCUUUCACCCACGUUCGCCCCUUUUGAAAUUUUCACCCUGAAAGGAUUAAAAAAUGGAUGUGAAAAACGCAUACAUUAAGUAAGGACCUUCGCUGGGAUCAAGAAGAUCCUGUGGUGUGGAACAUGUAUGUUUAGAUGCAAAAGAAGAGGUUACCAAAAUAUGCAUUCAUUUGGAGAUUUGAGACUAGGAGAUGCAUUCUCGCCGCAGCUUACAUAUAAGCGAGGUGUGAGUUCAUUCAGUAUCGAAAGAGGUUUCAUUGGGAAGAGGGGGUAUUAUUUCAGGGAUUUUUUUACGCCCAACUCAAAAGAAUCACAAGAGUCUUUAAAAAGUAUUUUAAUAAAGGAAGCUUAUAUGGCACAAGAAAAGAGAGGAAGGAGUUGUGUGCCUGUGUAUUUACUCAUGAUCUUCAGUUGCUUUAGGUAGGUGAACCCCUUAGAGGACCUAUUUUGGCAUUAUUCAUUGUAUUCUAGAAAGAACACCGUCAUUAUUGGCUGUUGAAAAAAAAAAAAAGGUUUCUUUUUUUUAUUGGAAGGGAGACUAUCCAAUUUCCUCCUGAAUUAAACAAUGUAAUGCAUAUUAGACAGUUUUUUUAUUAUGAUACAUCUAGUAAGAAGAUAAAUAUCGUAGUCAAUCUUGCAAUUAAAUUAAGAUACUUUCCUUUUUAAUUGCAUUUAUUGCACAUUUUUAGGAGCAGCAAAUUAGCAGAGGACAACAUAUUUGAGAUCAUUUGGAGUUUGUGAUGUUUGAAAUACCACAUUAGUCGUUGUGUUGGAACUUACACCGAAACUUCAAGAUUUUACUUUUUAAUGAAUUCUCUGAGUGUAAUGACAUAAAUGAAAAUGUUUGAAAAAACUAAAGCCAUAUAAGGUGCCAUGUUGGAAAUCAUUUUGAGAACUUUACGAAAAGUGAUAUAGCUAUGAUUAAAUGAACUUUUUGUUUUGUCUCAAGUUGAAUUUAAUUUAGGUACUUUUAAACAUUUUGAUGCUGAGCUCCUGUGCAAUUUUAGUUUUCUGUGGGUCAUGUAAGAUGUAAAUAGCACUAUUUUUCAGCAGCUGAUGUUUGCAAUAUGUUUGCAUUUGGGAAAAUAAACGUGUCAGUCAUGGUUGUCUUCCUAUGUUUUUCAAGUUUUUGGCUAGUUAGAAUCUGAUUAUACCAUUUAAUCAUCUUUUAUAAAAUGUGAAAAAAAAACCUGUAGCUAUUUAUUAAACUGUGCAUGAUUAAGAUUUCAGAAACUGAAGUCAAAUUUUUCUGAAGUUCCAUUAGUUCCAAGCCUAUGGGGAAAAGGGAAAAUUUGUGAUUUAAUGAAAGAGUAUGUUUCAUGGUUCUCUUCAGGAAAGAUAUUAAGAUGGCAACAAAUACUUUGCACUUAAAUGGUAAGCUCCUGAAAAGUAGGCACCAUAUUAUAUUAAUUUCUCUGCACCCUUUACUUAGGACAGUGUUCAGAACAAAAUAAAACUCAACAAAUAUGUGCUGAAUAAAUGGUAUCGCCGGAUGGUGCAUCCAAUCUAGAGGUGCAUGUAUUCAGAAAUGAAAACUUUGUUAGAACUAAAUAUUUAUUAAGUGCCUACCAUGUGCCAGGCUGUACUCCAGUGUUUUACAUGAACUACCUUAUUAAAUCUUCCCACUCAUGCCGGUUUUUAGUCACCCUCAUUUUUAAAGAUAAGGAUUUUGAGGACUGAGAAGUUUCUAGAAGUAGCAUUGCUAGGAAGGGUAAGGGCUGGAAUACAAAGCCAGACAAUAUAGCAUCAGAGUCAUUGCUCUUCACCAUCACAAUAUGUUGCCUCACAUGGUCAGCAACUGAGAUGUGUAGGAGCCUAAAUAAAUAAAAUUUUGUGUCUGGAUCAAACCAACAUCUGACAGAGGAUGGCUGUAUGUUACUUGCAGCAUAUAAUAGCCUUAUGGAUAAACACCUGGCUGGGUAUUUUAACAAUACAAGGAUAAGGCGUCAUCUCUUAAGAUCAGGACUGAUCACAAGAAGUGGAAGAAUACUUUCUGAAAAAGAAUAUAAACUAAAUAUUAUGAAGCGGGAUCAUCAAAAAUAUAUCCGGGAGUGCUUAGCCCAGGCAAUUUUUCAUAAAGUUCUUGAUAUGGAGCGUUACCAUCAGCUUGAAAUAAAAAAGAAACUGGAGACCUUAGCUAGGAAGGAGCGAAUCCAGAUGUUUAAGGGAGAGCACACAAGAAGGUCUGUUGAAAAUAACAUGCCAAUCCUAUCUCCCCACCCACCAGCCGGCCCAAAGACUAAUCGUGGCCAUAGUGUUCUGAUUGAUGAAGGACAUUCCAGUCCAUUAGCACUGACAGCCCCUCGACCAUAUACUGCUCCAGGAAAUAUGCAGCCUCCAAUUCGAUUACAGCCUCUUCCCAGUCACCCUGCAGUAGAAACUGUUCCAAAGGUAACUUCGAGGUCCAGAUCAAAAACCUCAUUGCUGGAAAAUGAAGCUCUGUUUCCCAUUGGGGGCAAGAAGGCAGUGAUGAAGUUCAGGAACUCCAUAGGCAAUUCACAGAGAAUGAAUUCAUAUCAACUUCCAAACAUUAACAGUUACAUGAUGCCUAUUCCUCCUCCACCACCCCCAAAUGGGAAAAUCACAAGAGAAAAUAGAUCUGAAACAUGGAGAAGGAGAAGAUUUCGUCCAACCACUGCUCCAAAUGGCUUAGAACCUCUUUUGACCAGGGAUUCAAGAAGGAUUCAUAAAACAUCCUUGCAUAGUAAUGCAGCUAUUACAAUGAUCUAUUUGGGGAAAAAUGUGCACCUAUCUUCUGAUAAUCCUGACUUCCGGGAUGAAAUUAAAGUUUAUCAACAGCACUGUGGUGGGGAAAACCUUUGUGUCUACAAAGGCAAACUACUUGAAAAAGAGACCUUUCAGUUUAUUUCCAAAAGGCAUCAUGGUUUCCCCUUCAGUCUCACCUUUUUCCUGAAUGGGAUGCAGGUGAACAGGUUAAGCUCCUGUUGUGAAUACAAGCAUCGAAAAGGUUCCAGGCUCGGAGGCAAACGAGGCUACUUUGGGUUUGUGUGUGUUGAGAGAUCAUCUCCUUGCUACAAGUGCAUUAUUGCAAUGGGCCUUGACAAAAAAACGUCUUUGCCAAAAUCUAGGAAAGAAAAGAGCACUGAGAAAGGAGAGGACCUGAAGAAGGCUGAGGGGAAAAUGAGGCAAGAGAGGGAGUAUGUGAUACCAAAAAGAAAUGAGAUCAAGGAGAACCAAUCCUCUGUCUCAGCCAAAUUUUCAGCUCAAGAAAUAAAAACAGGGCUCAAAGAAGUUAUAACUGCUGUGGAGGAAAUGACAAGUAAAGGAAAACCAGGACACGAUGUCUGGGAAGACGACCAGGAAAAUACUUUAAAAUAUGAGUACGAAGAAGAUUUUGAAGUAGAUGAGGAGAAACAAGGUGAAAAAGCUAAUGAAGAAGGACAGGCCGAUGUUCAAAUGAAUGGAAUACCACAGUCACCUUUGGAUGAUAAAAGAGAUAAUUUAGACCCUGAAAAAGAGAAUGAAACCUCAUCACAGAAGGCACCAGAUGCCCAUGACAAUGUGAAAGAUGAGAAUGAUGGAUGCUCUGAGAGUGAACUGGAAGAGGAUAAACCAGAUAUGAAAACUGCUUCAUCAACCUCAUCCAGAAGUCACCCUUAUUCUAGUGACAGUGAGGAUGAAUCUGCAGUGGGGGACAGGGAAGCCCAUGCUGACAGCAGCACAGAGGAAAGUGCCAGAAGUUCAUCUUCUCAGGAGCUAAGUGAAAAUGAUGAGCCAAGAAAGUCCCACCUUCCAAUUGAGGAAUCCUUAGACAUUGAAAUUGAAGACCAAGAAAUAACAAAAGCAGAUGUGGAGGCCAAGCCAAUGCCAAUAGAGGAAAGCUUUGAGAAUGUUCUUAAAGAAGGAACGGAGAAAGGAACCCAAGGGAUUGCAGAGGGUUUAUCUGAGAAGUCCGGAAAACAUGUUUCUGCAGAAGAAAAGGAAAAGGAUAAAAGUAAGCUUUGGGAAGAAAGCACUGCUCAGGUGAAGGACAAAAAGGCAGGUCUCCCUGGGGUGGAGGAAGGUGCUGGACAGAUAACAGCAGAAGUCUUGGCAUCGGACUACCACUGCCACUAUGAUGCUGAGUCUGGUGUCAGCAGUGAAGAUGACGGUGGGAAGCCACCGAGGAAGCUAGAGGUUGACACAAGUGGCGGAAAGGAUUCAUUUCCAUUAGCCUAUGACCUGGCUCUUGGUGCGCCAAGAAUGAAUUUAGUGGUGGAUGAAACAGCAGCAAUUAACUCAAACAAGGAAUCCCAGCAAUUGGCCCAAGAAACAUAUACACUGGAGAAGAAAGGAGCAAAGGAGGAAUAUGAAGGGCCCCAGCACAGAGAUGCUGACAUAGUACAGGGAAAAGGGGAGGCAGCCCUGUGGGGAGAAGCAGGAGUUGUUCACAAGGCUCCCUUGAGGGCAUGGAAGCCAACAGCAGAGCAGUCAGAGUUGGCAGAAGAGUUUACAGAAAAAGGGGAGAUCCCUCCAGGCAUAGAAAGGAGGGCAGAGGCAGCAGCAGAAGCAGAAGGGGCCAGAAGGCUGGGUGAAGCAUGCUCAGAUCCCGUAGGACAAGCAGCAGCAAAAGAUACUAUGGGUCUGAGUAAAGAUAAGGCUCCCGAAAAGCAGGCUUUGAUGCUCACAGUGCUUGAGACAGACAAGGCAGCUUUUGAAGGGGAACAGGGUUUGAAGAAGGCAGUGCUUGCAAAUAAAGCAGCAACUCUGAACUCGGAGGAUCUUCAGGAGGCAGCAGCCCUAAGAGAGGCAGCGACAUCGGAGGAGGGAGAGGCUGAGGGUGGGGUGGCUGUGAAUGAUGUCAGGGAAAGUGAAGAGGAAGCAUCCAUAGACCUAGAGGACACGGGACCCAUGGAGGACACAGCACCAAAGAGAGAGGAUGGUUCUGAAGAGGCAAUUCCUGGGGGAGAGGAACCAGCCAAAGAAAGAAAGGAGGUUAUGAGAACAGAAACAGCCUUGAGCCCCGUCACAGGAGAGGCAGAGGCAAGCCGGAUGCGGGUUUCAGAGGGCAGUCCUGAAGACCUUUGCCAGGAAGAUGUGGAAGGGGAACAGAUGGUGACUGAGGCAGAAGCUAAUAGGGAAGAUGAUAGGAAAGAAAUUUUACCCAAGGAAUUAGAUGUAGCAGGAGAGCGAAAGAAAGCUGAGAGGCCAAAAACACCUCUGAGGAAAACUGACUCUGAGAGAGAAGAGGUGACAAGGGUAAAUGCACUCAAGGAUGAAGACGCUUUUAAAGAAGAGCAAAAACUUAGAGCAGAAGAGGGGAAAACAGAGACGGAAGUAAGAUCUGAGGAAGAGACAAAAGCCCCCCCAAAUGAAAUGGGAUCUGAUGCUGAGAACGAGGCACCUGUGGAGGCAUCUGAGUUGUCUGACAAUCCAGGGAUUCUAGGAGAAGAUUCACUAAAAGACACAGUGGUUCCCAUAUUUGAAGCAACGCCUGGAUUUGAAAAGUCGCUGGAAAACAUAACAGCUUUGAGGAAAGAAGGAGGAGGAGAAAGACUGAGUGAAGCCAGAGACACAAAGCACAAAGACAGAGAAGAGCUGUCGAGCAGGGAGAAUAGGGCUCUGGAAGAGAGGCCCCGCCAGGUUGCAGAGGGGCCCUUGGCAGCUCCUGAAGGUGAGCCAGCAGGAAAGGUGCAGGCCCCUGAGGGGUUGAUCCCAGCCACAGGCCAGGCAGAGGAGCUGGCAGCCAAAGAUCACGACUCCUGCGCAGGACUGGAGGGGAGGGCUGAAGGACAAGGAGGAGCAGAUGUCAUGCUAAGGACCCAGGAAGCUGCUCCUGAGGAAGAUCCCAUGACGGCAGAAAAGUUCAGGCAGGAAGCGAUGGGUGAGGACCCAGAGAAGGAAGAGGACAAAGAGUGUACUCUGGGGACAGAAGCGAUGCGGGACAGGAACUCGGAAGGGGACGGGGCCGUGGAAGGCGGAGGAAACACAGAAAAGAAUGAGGGCAUGAGAGGAGGAAGGGUUGUGGCUGAGGAAGAUCUACAUGGAGGUAGGGAAACGGCAGAAACAGCUGCAGAGGAGAGGGAGGUGUUGGCAGGUUCGGAGACAGCUGAGGAGAAAACAAUAACAAAUAAAGCCUCCCCCUUUUCAGAUGUUGCUGAGGAAGAAACCUGGCACCAAAAGGAUGAGUUAGUAGGAAAAACAGCAGCUGCAGGGAGGGUGGUGGUAGAGGAAUUAGCACGGAAUGAGGAGGAAGUGCCUGCAGUAGAGGAGAUGACAGUGACAUGUACAACAGAGACUGGGGUGGGCACUCCACGAGUCCUGGAAGGCAAGACCUCAGGGCUAGGACAGGAGCAAGAAGGAGGGUCAGAGGGCCAGGAGGCAGCCACUGGGAGAGGCGAUGGGAGGCAGGAGUCGGGAGCAGCUGAAAAAUUCCGAUUAGGAUUAUCACGGGAGGGAGCGAGGGAAGUGAGUCCAGAGAGUCUACAGACGAUGGCAGCACUUCCUGUGAAGCCUGAUUUCACUGCAACCCAAGAGAAGCAACAGCAUAUGGUGCAAGGAGAAAGCGAGACUGCAGAUGUUUCUCCCCAAAACAUGCAGGCCUAAGAGACUUGCUGGCAGACGAAUAAUUUAAAGAUGUCUUCUGGAAGAUGUAAAGAGUGGAGAAAGAUUCACCCAAGCAUCUCACCAGGAUUCUUGAUUUUUUCUCUCUCUUCUUUUUAGUUGCUGGUUGCGCUUGUCUGAGAUGAUUCCCAAUCUGUCAGCCCUGGUCAGUAGCUCAGUAAGCACCUUGAGAAUAGCUCAAGUGGAUCUGUAGGACCCUUAUUAGGAGCAGUGGUUCCUCAGAGAGAAACUUGUGAGGCUGUUACACAUUCUACACACCUAACAUUUUCAAAUGAAAAUGAUAAUUUUCAAAUGUUUGACUUUUACCAAAGAUCACUGGAAGGCCCAGUUUGUAAUGUUAGGGGUUUGUUUAAAGUCGUUUUUAUUUUACAAUACAGAGCCCCAAUCAAUUCCACAAUCUCAAUUUCAUACAUGGGACUUUUACUUAAAAUCUGUGGUUUGGGGCUUUAAUGAAUUGGCCUGUGAAAAUGAGCUCUAAAGGUCCUCCCACGCACACUCAAAACUAAAAUUGCUCCAAAUCUCUAAGUUCUUCCAGCAAAAGAUUUAUUGGCAUGUAUAUUCACUUAUACUUAGAAAUAGUCGUUCUUUUAAUUUAUGCCAGAAUAACAAAGUGAAAAUCUUAUUUCAAAAUGUUCUUUGUUUUUGUGUGUGUGUGUGUUUCUGUAGUUCUGCUUUCUGGGGUAGACUAGUAAAGGGGUAGCCUCCAGCAUUUUGUCCCUGGGGCCUUAUUUAUAGGGCCACUCAGAUUUAAAUAAAAGUAGUAAAUAAUUUAGCUAAGUGGAAUAAGUAUAAUAAUUAUAGCGGUAGGCAUAGCAUAUCAGCAUUAUGCCAACAUUCUAGACUCUUUAGUUGAUGUUAUUAAAUGUAAAAGAAACUUGGAUUAAAUGGGUGUACUGUUCACCUUCCCAAGUUCUGUUAUUUCAAACCUGUGAACUAACCUUGCAGUUCAUUAUAAAUCAACAGUCGCAAUUGCAUUCUGAAUUACUCCCUGAUAUUAUUUUCUAGUUGUGUAUCAGCCUGCCUCCUAGGGGUUUUCAGUUCCUUGAAGACAUAACCAGUGCCCCAGAGGGCAUGUAUUUAUCUACCAUUUCUCUAUGUAAGAAGGUAAAAAAAAUUUCCUUAAGCAGUGAUUUUCCAGCAAGAAUAUACAUUAGAUUUUCAUAGGACACUUUUAUAAAUGACUCAACCCUUUUACCCACCCCAGAGAUUCAGAUUUAAUUCAUUUUAGAUGGAUCUAUGCAUCAGUAUAUCUAUUUUUAACUUUUCACUUGAUUCUUCUAUGUAGCCAAGGUUGAGAACCACUGCUCUAAAUCAUCAUAUAAUCCAUGCUGGCCACACUACACUCAAGGUCCCUAGGGACCAGUCAUAUUAUCAUAAUAAGUAUUUUCCAUUUUAAUGUGUAAUGGAGUCAUUCAAUGAUCAAAAAUACACUGGGCCAGAUAGUAGACUGGUCCCUUGAUCAGAAGGAUCAGCACACCAGCAUUACCUGGAAAUUGUUCCAAGCCUCUGUCUCCUACCUACUAAAUUAGAAACUCUUGGUUGGGUCCAGUAACCCAUAGCUUAACAAGUCCUCCAGGUAAUACUGAUGUACACUGAUGUCUGAAAACUGCUGUCAUGGACUAUUGAUUGUAUUGAGGAUUAGUCUCAGUUGGAAAGUCAACUACAGAGGCAUUUUGAACUUUCUUUCUUGGCCUCUCUAUGUCUAUCUUUUCCUGUCUUUUCAUUUAUCUGUCUCUUUCUCUAGUAAAUGGCACUCAAUAUAAAAGUGGUAAAGUCAAUCUUAAACUUAUUUUUAUUAUGAUUUUAUGGAUACAUGCACGAAGUCCCUCUGCCCUACUCCCUAUUAAAGGAUAUUACUCACUGCACAUCAUAAAUCUCCAUCAUCUGUCUUAAAGUUUUAUGAGUAGAUUUCAACUACAUUAUAUUCAAGUUCAUUUAUUCCUGAGCUGUAUUACUGUGGAGCUCUAACAGUAUUUGUUUCCUGAUUUCAACCUCAAUGCUACAGAGCACUUUGAAUACGUCGCACCUUAUGGGAAAGAUAGUAAACUUAUUAAUCCCUUUGAAAAAUUAGUUUUGUACAAUGUGCUAAGUGGUAAUUGCUUUGGAUUACUUUUAUAUUUAACAUACUCCAUCAAAACAUCCCAUAACAUAAUUCUACAAUCUGCAUGUGAAUUUGACUGUGAAAUUCAGUAUUGUGAUAUUUUGAAUAAGUUAAUUCUUUCUCUGCAAAUGCUAUGCUGAUAAAAUUACUUGUAUGUUCACCUGAAAUGAUUUGUUUCCUGUUUCUUCAUUAUUAAAACAUAAAUCAAUCAUACAUUUACAGAUA
Messenger RNA from Cercocebus atys (sooty mangabey), 8958 nucleotides. It is a transcript of the gene ERICH3, whose product is annotated as glutamate-rich 3. The record is from RefSeq and is a predicted model, not a curated record. Bases 1941 to 6614 code for a protein of 1557 amino acids. NCBI's taxonomy places the organism in Eukaryota, Metazoa, Chordata, Mammalia, Primates, Cercopithecidae. The transcript has 16 exons.